AUGGAAUACGAAAGUGCAAAAGUAAAUAAAAACUGUGAGGAGUACACAAACCAGCAGAAGUGUGCAUCACAUAACGGUACCCCCAAACCCGACGUGCGCGAGGGUACAAAUGAUGAUCAAAACAUGUAUUACAUCUUCGAAGAGUUAAUAUUUAAUGAAGACAUGAAAAAAAAAGUACGCCAUUACACAUGGUUUUAUUACUUCGAAAAUCUGGUGUUAAAAUUGGACAACUUUGUAACCCAAAUAUUGAAUUACUCCUACUACAUUCUUAACAACAUGGCCACCCCCUCAAACAGUAGUGGCAUAAAUAACAAGCGUAACAUACUUCUGGUGCAGUCAACUCUCACAGUGAAACUGGUAAAUAGGAGGAAUAGGAAAAAAAAAUUCACCUCCAGUUUUAACCACAAUGCAUUUAAGCGCAUAGAACAAAUAGUUAUGCACAAAGAAGAAAUAAACACAAACAGCAAAAUAGAUAAAAACGAACUGAAAAUUCUAAACUAUUUAAAAAAUCAAAACAUAAAAACCCACACAACAGAGGAAAAAGAAAUUGCCAAUUUUAUUAGCAAACAAAAUGACAUAACAGAACAUUCCCCGAAUGAAAAUGUCCAAAAAUUAGAUUGUAAUGAGUAUGGGAUACUGAGAGGGUAUGAUAUUAUCCUCCUAAGGUAUUCGUACGAGAUUAUUUAUUUUUACAAAAAUAGUAAAGCGACGGCAAGCUACAAUAAUCAUAUAUACAAUCAGGCCCACCAGCAUGAAAAAAUUACCAAAAAAAAUCAUCAGAAAAGCAAAAAAAAGGAAGAAAAUGAUCAUGCAAAUGAGCAGGUGCCAAGGGGAACUAAUAACGACACGCUCAAUAAAGACAUAAUAGAAAAAAACAAAUAUCACACGAUGCUCACAUGGAGGAACUACUUAAACGACUCAAAUGAAUUAAAACAGUGUGUUGUGCUGGAUGCACUAAAUAUAUGUUCCGGAAUGGAUGGAUAUAUUGACGGAGAAAAUUUUAACUUUGACGUUUUGGUAAAUGAUGCCUACUCCUACUUGGUGAAAUACAAAACGAAGUUGUCCAUCUUCCGGUUGAUAUACGCCGUUACGUCCCUACUGAAGAGCCAAAUGCGACCAAUUAUAUAUAUUCCCCACUGGUGGUACCAUGACAUACCUUUAUGUGAAAAUAAUAUCAUCGAAUCGGGAGAUUUCCACUUAUUCGUUUUUAAGGAAUUAGAAAAAGACGGAUUCCUUAAAAUUGGAAAUAAAACAAAGAUUCUUCUGUGCUAA
This is a messenger RNA of Plasmodium cynomolgi strain B, 1272 nucleotides long. RefSeq lists its product as hypothetical. Bases 1 to 1272 code for a protein of 423 amino acids. NCBI's taxonomy places the organism in Eukaryota, Apicomplexa, Aconoidasida, Haemosporida, Plasmodiidae. The transcript has 4 exons. The record is from RefSeq and is a predicted model, not a curated record.